AUGAUUAUGUACUUUACUAUUUUAUUGUUUUUAUUUUACAUUUUAGAGCUUAAAAAUUCUUUAAAAAUGCCAGCACAGGACGAAAUUUUUCGAAAUAUUCGCGUAGUUGCCCAAGGUUUGGAUGCAUUGCGAGAUGAGCAUGAAGCAAUAAAAAACAAGCUGACUGGUGGUCUUGAUCUGCUUACGCCGGAUGAGCGUCAAUUGAUUGACGAGAAAACAUCAAUUGUUGAUAGGAAUUUGGAGAAUAUACUUUUAGGCGUUGAGGAGGCUCAGGUCAUGGUUGCACUUGCUUCACAUUUUCAAAAUUUGGAGGCUGACAAGCAAAAGUAUAAAGCUCAAGUGCGUCGUCUUUGUCAAGAAAAUGCAUGGAUUCGUGAUGAGGUUUCUUAA
Molecule: messenger RNA, 390 nt
Organism: Meloidogyne enterolobii
Lineage: Eukaryota; Metazoa; Nematoda; Chromadorea; Rhabditida; Meloidogynidae
Source: the annotation of a GenBank genome assembly